CAGGUGAAGAUGAAGUCAUGAUGAAGUCGCUGCUCCUGGUUUUAUUGCUAAGACUACUUUCGUUAGGGGCUUGGGCUGAAGGAAAUUGCAACGAACUUAUUACUGAUAAAACAAUUUCACUCAAAGGAUUUGAAGAUGUCAACACGAAAGAAGAUUUCAAGAUCUUUUCAAAUAAUAUGAAUGAUGAUCCCUACAUACUAUACCAGUUUACACGUUUCAUUGCCAUCGUAUCAACUAAAAAAGGUCAUAUCGUUACCGUUAAUAAAAGAUUGGAUAUAAAAUCAGAAUUUUACGCUUUCCUCAAUGCACAAAAUGACAAAGAAUAUUUGUCUAUUGGAGUCUUGAAUGGCAAUGGAUGGUGUAGAUAUGAUAUCUGUACAAGUUGCGAUGUACAAGAUCGGAAACCAAUUAUAAACCCGGAUACUAGACCAAACGUCGGGUUCUUCAGUUGGUCUAAGCAGUCAAACUCCGUUGCUCCUGGUUAUAUAACAGAUGAUGAAACGACUGGAAUAAUUGCAGAGUACGUGAGCGUUGGGAGGCCAAAAAUUGUGUUGAGCUGUUACGAAAAUUCGCUUAGUCUGCGAACUCCAAUAGGACACCGUAUAACUACAAUCAAUACCAGAUGUUCCGAAAACUUCAUGCAAACACUUACCAUUAUGACACUAAAACAAAACUUAUCUCCUCAGGAGAUUUUUCAACUCGGUGUAGAAGGGGAGCAUCAGGAUUUGUCUUGGAUUUACAAAAACAACGAUUUUGGCACGGUUGUGUCUUAUUUUAUGGCAAAGCAUCCAUCAAGAAACUGUUACUGGAAGAGGAUCCCUAACGAAACUCCUAACACCUGUCCAUUUCUAAAAAUGGCAGACAUGGAUCAGGCGCAUAUGGAUUACAUCAAUAAUCUGCCAAAAAACACCCUGACAUUAGUGAAAGUAUGGAUGUUACCGUCUAAUUUAGUUCUCGAAUGCUACAAAGAGAACGGACAGAGAGAUUCAACAUUUUACUCAGUGUUUUCCGAAGCAGGAGAAACUCACGUUGUUACUAUUAAAAUGUUUGAUUGUUCAUCAGCAGAGAAUUUUGCCAAAACUUUGGUUGUUGAAAGAAUCAACUUUGGUGGUGAGAAUUUGGUGACUAUAGUAGGAAGUCGAAAAUCGGAAAAUGAUGACUGGUGUUCGUAUAGUAUUACACAAAAAAGAGACAGCAAGGGAAAAGCUGUAUUGAAUAGAUUUAAUGCUUGGGUAUACUACGAUUACAAGCCUAAGGAUGGUCAUUGGAAUGAGAUUUCUUCAGAUAAUCAUUGGCUAUUAAAUGAAGUUUCAGCCAAAAGCAUCAAAGCAUCCUACAAUUUCCAGCCUGGUGUCCAACCGGUAGCAACAUAUUUAUUACUACGGGGACAGUAUGGGCGAGAAGAUCGCACUUUUCUGGAAUGCUACUUCAAAAGUGGACGACACGUUGGAGUUAUCAAGACGUUGAAUAAUAGAGUUAUAGUUUCAAUACCGGGGUUGCCCUGCAAGUCGAAAUCGGACUUGGAUAUAAAAUCAUUUGUUCACUUUACCGAAAUCGACAGUGUGAAAUAUAUUACGAUAGGAAGUCGUGAAACUGCUAAAGAACAUUGGCACUGCUACACCUUCUGUGCAGGUUGUCCAAUAUAUGAAAAAAAGUACAGGUCUUAUAUCUUGGGAUGUAACCCCGACAAAAAAGAAAUUGCUAAGUGGUCGCAGAAUGGCGUCCUUUGGAAACGAGUUGGAGACACAAGUUACGAAAGAACUUACAUAAGUAAUUAUUAUUCCAACUACGAAGACGAUAGUUUAACACUUAUUCAGCUGUCUCACCAAGACUAUAUACUCAGAAAUUCAGUUGGAACACAAUUUGCAGUCCUAGAUUUAAAAGAUGGGAAUUCUAUUAAAAUAUACAUGGUAUAUUUUUUGGAACAUACAGAAACCCAGCCACGAACAUGGGGAGAAAUUUGGUCUGGGACGCCGGAGAAAAAAAACACGUAUUAUGUUUUUAUUGAUGAUAAAUACAAAAAUGUGAAAGAGCUAACAGAUGAAAAUAAGAAAAUUUGGUUUUUUUAUUACCAAUUCGAUGAAAGUGAGGAUUAUAGCAGAUACAUCUACCACGAUUUCAAGAAAGUCGAUAGUCAACUCACCAAAACCUGCAAGGCAACAAUAGAGGGAAACCUUUCGCCCGAUAAGUUAGCAUGUCGUGGUACGGAAGAGAUAUAUACCACUGACUCUACACCAGAAGUUACACUAAGUUGUUGCACAGGCACACAUAGGGAUACAGCUGUUGUUAAAUAUAAUGGAAAUCAUUUACUGACGUGGACUGAUUAUUGCUCAAGAAAGGAAACUAUUAAGAAUUUCUACUUGAUACUUACCACGAGCGGAAAUAAAUUUGACAGCCUAAUUAUUGGAACAAAAACAGAAGACAAAAUGUGUUGGUACAAUAUGUUCGGAACUGCAACAAAACUUAUAACUAAUCUUCUCAUUGACUACGUCCCUACGGUCGACCCUCCUCACCAGUGGUAUGAGGGAGAUUCAAACUCCUGCCCUUUCAACACAAGGAAUGGCAUAAAAAUCAAACCAUAUUCUACACCCAAGAGCACCCAAAAAACAAAUGUAAACAUUCGAACAUAUCUAGCAAAGACGGAAGGAUUGAUAGCUAUUUUAGAAUGCUACGAAAACACCAGUAAAAGAAAAUAUUAUUCUAAAGAAAUCUUAUUGAAAACAAAAUAUAAAGAAUUAUUUUAUGUUGAAACAAAUAAUGAAUUCGAAUGUGAUCUUGAAAGGUUACAUGUGUCUACUUCGGAAACACUCUCUUACUUGUCCUUUGCGAUUCAGUCUGGAACGAGGUGGUGUCGCUACGACGCGUGCAUCACUUGCUCGACUAAAAACUUCAGACUGAACAUCGACGAAGACAAACCAAGCGAGAAAACAAAAUGGUCAGAGCAAGGUUUUAAAGUCACAAGGCGAAAACGGCCAGAAUGCAGCGACGGAGAUUCUUUUAAUUUUCAAAAUAUAGAUCAAAAGUACUUCAAAAAAAUGUUUUAUUCAACUGAUUUUCCCCAAAGAUUUCUUAUUCGCUGUUACCAUAAAGACAACCAAUACCUUACUGUAAUCCUUUCUGCAAGAGGAAUAAGAAUUGAGACUUUAACAGGCAUAAACUGUUUGCAAAACCAAUUUUACGAUUUUAACUUUGUUAUCAAAAAUGAUAAGAGAUUGGUAAUCUCCCAGGAAGAUAUAAAAUUUUGUACUCGUGAAAACGAUAAAUGCUGGUUAUACGAGUGCAACGAAGAAGAGGACAAAAAUCAGAAAGUUAUGAUGUUCUUUUUCUUUGCACCCGAAGGACCAUUGGGUUCUUUAAAGGACGCAAAUGGAGAAACACAAACCAUGGCUGGACCAGGAUGGAGGGUUGUAGAGUUUCCGUUUGUGCCUACACAACCAGAAGAUCAAGACAAACCUUCUGAUGACAGGACCCAAAAUCAGGGUUCAGCACAGGUAUCUGAACCUCACCAGAAGAAUAUUAUAAAGCCUAAUGAAAUAAUACUGGAAGACUUUACCAGUACAGGAUCUUGGGAGUUGGUAGCAAAGUACGAACAGAUAAACGGUUUGGGAUUUGAACUACUUUGCCUACGAUCAGCAGAAAACAAAUACUACUCUCAUGUGUUCAAAGACAAUGAAUACGUUCUUACAAUAGCGAGUCACGAUUGCUCACCCGACCCAUAUAGAUCCCCACCACGUGUUACACUCGAUGAAAGAGAUCGAAAAAGUGGAUAUGAUUAUGUCUUAGUACAAUCGUCAGACAAUGCCUGGUAUAGCGUUUGUAGAAAAUGUGACACAAAAGUAACCUAUUUAUCUGCUUAUCGACCCUUGAAACUCUACUACUGGCUACAGGAGCCUAUAAUGGAAGGAUGCCCUCUUAAAAAGGAAAAUAUAUAUAUUGGAGAAACAAAACUGGUGGAGGUACAGAAAGAACUAGUCGCCAGAUAUAUCAGCGAAGACGGACACUAUAACCUCAAUUGCUAUAAAAGUGGAAACACGGAACAUAUAUUGGACAUAAGAAUCAUAGAACAAGUAAUAAUGUCCAUCAAAGGCUUGGAUUGUUCUGAAGAUGUAAACUCAGUGUUGUAUUUCGCAUCCAGCGAUGCGACGAGUUAUACUAUAGGAGCAUCCUUACGAGAGUCCUAUCAAAACGGCAGACUUUGGAAACUGGAAACCCCUUGGUGCCUCUACAACGUCAGGUUUUACUCGUGGUCUCCAGUUACCACAAUCGAACCAAGAGUUUAUAAGAAAUAUCUGGCAAAUAUUAAAUGGAUUAAGGCGCCAUUAAAUUUUGCUUUGCUGGUGAAACGGGAAGAUGUAAUUUUAGAAGAAGAUAAAAUAACUGUUCAAGAGAGUGAUCUUAAAGUCACAUACCUAAGUCAAUUUACUAACUCCAGAUUGCGAGACCAUUACACAGUGUCGUGUUACAAAAAUGAGAAUUCAGAAUAUAUAUCUGUCAUCAAACAACUUGGAUCCUUCAAACUAGCUGUUAAAGGAGUGGACUGCUCGUCCCUUUCAAGCUUGCAGUUAGGUUUCUUCUUAUCACAUCAACAGGAAAAAAUGACUAUAGGGUUCAAACGGCCGGAAUUCCCUGAGAAUACUCUCUGGUGUCUGUAUGACGUAAACAUUAGCCCUACUAAAACUAAAGCAGUCGUUCCCUCUAGUACCAAGCUCGAUGAAAUACAAAGGCUGAUCUGGUUCAAUCCAACUGAGCCUACCCAAAAAAGAGAGAACAAGAACUCAGAAGAUGACGAGGUUAAAGCAAGUGAUUAUAUGGCGCUAGUAGACAACACCAGGGAGCUUGUGUUGGUAGCAAAGUACAAACCAGAGAUGCACGCUACGGCAAAUUCAGGACUGACACUACUUUGUAUACGAUCAAAGCAAAACAAUUACUACUUCAGUUUGUUCGACAACGAAAAUCAUCUUUUGACACUAAAUUACCAUUGCUCCGACGUUGGAAAUUCUUUAUCGCCAUCUAAAGGGUUAACGAUAGCUGUAGACAAGGAUGACAAAACGAAUGGCAAAGAAUUUGUCUUCGUACGAAUAAAUAAUAAUUGGUUCAGCGUCCAUAAAUUUAGCAAGGCAGUAAUUCAUCUAACUAGUUACAGCACUGGGAAAGACCUCACCUGGAAAAAGGAGCAUAUAAUGGAAGACUGUCUAUUUAAAGCUGAUUAUAUAUACGGAGAAGAAAAGGAGUUACCAGUACAGAGAGAUCAACUAGUCACCAGAUACAUCAGUGCAUCAGAACUCGGACGCUAUAGUGCGAACUGCUAUAAAAGUGAAGGCAAUGAACAUAUAUUGGUCAUGAGACGCAAGCAAGAGUUCAUAAUGUCUUUUAAGGGAAUCGAUUGUUCAUAUUCCACGGACAAGGAUCCAAUAUUUUAUUUCGCACUAAGUGUCGCGGACCCAUUUAUAUAUACUGUAGGGAAAUCCUUUAAAGAAUCCAAUCAAAAUGGCAGACUUUGGCAACUGGACACCCCUUGGUGCCUCUACAACGUCAAUGUUCGGUAUCCAUCGAAGAUCAUCAUUGAACCGGCAUUUACUAAUAAAUACCUGACAAAUCUUCCAUGGACCGAGGAAAGAGACUGCGCAAUAACAAGAAAUCGCAUUACUAGAAUGAAUACGCCAACUACCGAAACAUCAAAAGUUAAAUAUUACAACGGAAGAUCGAAACCAUUUCAACUGGAUUGUUACUAUCCUCAGCAUAACUGGCCAUUCGCAAUCCUCAGUAUAUCCGGCGACGUAAUUAAAAUUGACAAAUUGAACUGUGCAUCGGUUAACAAACUGGACAAUAUAGACAACAAGUUGCUUGCCGACCAAGAUGAAGACUCGAAAAACAUCAUUAUUGGAAGUAGACGAGACUCCACUACUCCUUGGUGUUACUAUGUAAUUCCACAUGAAAAAAGUAAAGACAUUGUACUAGGGGACGAUGAACUAAAUCCAAGUAUCUUGUUGUCUCGGUGGUACAUGGGCGCUAAUGGAUAUUAUCCAGUCGAGUCACGUUCCUGUUUUACCCGAGGACAACCCUCUUGCGGCAUGGUGGACAAUACAAGGAUUUUACCAUCGUACUCUGGGGAAAAAAUAACUACAAGCUCUGAACAAGUAAAAAAAAUGGAAAAACAACUUGUAGCUACAUACGCAUUUGAUGUUAAGAAAGACAUAAUGACACAGACGUUCAUAGUUCAAUGUUACCUUAAAAACAAUCACAAAACCAAAUACAUUAUGACAAUAGCAGAAAGAAAAGAAAGUAUUGCUAAAGAAGGAUCCCAGAAACUGCCUUUAGAAAAUAAAAUUGUAUUUCUAGCAGCGUUCGAUAACUUCGACUGCUCUCAAAGGGAUUUAGACAAAAGAAUUUACAUGUUCACAUUCAAAGAUAUGUCAAUGCACAUCUUGACUUUUACUUUGAAAUAUACCAAGACGUGGUGCCAGUACGAUAUAUGUGUAGAAAACUGCCCAGAACCGAAGCCGGUAUUAUCUAAAGCUUGUGAUGCAGUAAACCCAGGAGCGUUUGGAUCAUUCAAGAUGGGGUUCUGGAUGAUUGAAAACCCUUCAUUUAAGGAUCAAAUACCAGUCGAGAACGAUCCUAGCUACGAAAGAAAGCAAAUCGAAGUUAAAAGUUAUCUAAAACAAACUUUAAAGCCGGGGAGAGAAUACUUUCUCCUUGAAUGCUACAAGUUUAAGAAAUCAAAAUCCGCAACGGCAACUUUCUUGGCAACAAUUAAGACCAGUAAAGGACUUAUUUUGACUACAAUAGAAAAUGUGGACUGUAUUGAUCGUGAUGUACAAACUAUUGGAUUGAAUUUUGUAAUGGUAAAGAAAAGUGAUGGAAGCAGAGUGAUGAUUGAUCUGGACUUUGCAACUCCACCAGAACGAAACCAAGAUUCUUGUUGGUUCUACGGAUGUGCAACUGCAGAUGCUGAAGUAAUGUUUUUUAUUGAGGCGCCAAACAUUGCAAAAGAACAUGUAACAGGUUUUCAUAAAUGGCGUCAGAUUCUCCAUGUUGAUGACAGCUGUCCUAAGAUGUAUAUUACCGAGAAUCAAGAUACUAGAACACCCCUACAAGAGGAUAAAUUAGUUGCAGAAUAUGGAUUUACGCCUGCUUCUAAAAGUGGUUUCAAUAAGAUGCUUACACUAAAAUGUUACGAAUGGCUCAGUGAGAAAGGGGGCCAGUUUUAUUUAGAAGUUUUUGAUAAAGAAAACCAGAACUACUUGGGAAUCGUUCAGAAUAUUCGUUGUGAUUCACUACGCAGACUUCGCUACAAUUUUAAUAUUGAAAAGGACAAGAUAAACGAAGUUGAAUUGAUUAUUUUUAAGGUUAAAAGUGGAAAACCAAGUUGUGAUGACUACUCUUUAAUAGUUUGUGAAUAUUGUCAGGUAAAGAACUGGAAAUAUUACCAACAGACGAGUGUCUACAAUGUAUUGGAUGAUUCUCAAUGGGAAAUGCUACCCACUCCAUCUUGUAAAAGAUUCCAAGAAGAAAACAUACAUUUGGAUAACAAAGUCGAUGAUGGAUUCAAAAAACAUAACUCGCUAAUAAAUGACAGUAAAGAUGAUACAAGCACGUACUUGAUGACUUGCUUCAAGACGGCUGAUGGUAGAUUUACUACACGUUUUGAAACGGUGAAUGGAAGGCACGUUGUUUCCAUUCUCUCCAUUGACUGCUCGUCAUCCAAAACGUUCAAUCAGCUCGAUCUGUCUGAAAAAACAAGAAGAUUGUAUACGUCUAUACAGAAACACGGGCAGAAAACAUAUCUCUCUUUUAUUACUCAAGACGAAACAUUCACUCAUACAGGAAAUUGGUGUCGUUAUGACGUAUGUGUUGGGUGUCAAGAAAAAGAGAUGAUUAGUGGCAUCGUAGAUGACCACUACGAACACGUGAUGGAAUGGUCUGAGAAUGGAAUAGACGUACUACAGAAUGGAAUGGACGUGCAUGUGGACUUCAAAACUGAAACCCAACCUUUGUCUGAGAGAAACAUGUUUUCAAAGCAUGUUAACAAUGAGAAUAAAGGUUACGGUAUGGAAUGUUAUCAUGACGAAUCCGUACUUGGAAAAUUUACAUUGACAAUCGUAAAUGGACCAAAUAGAAACUUGUUUAGAGUUAAGAGAUAUGACUGCGAUUUACUCGUGAAAAAGGUGUACGUGCAUAUUAAAUACAAUGACGGUUCGUACAACCUGAUCAGACUGAAUGAAAAACAGAAAAUAAGAGAAGAAACGAAAGUCGAACAGGAUAAGACUGUAUUUGUAUUUGAGAAGGAGUUGAUGAGUUAUCAGAUGGAUUGGAAGCUGGUUUCCGAACUUAAGUUACCAAUGUUGGAUCGCAUGAACUUUCCUCCAGUCGAGGAUCCUAAGGAAUGUUGGCCUGAAGCUAAACAGCCAACCGAUCUUAUCAACUGGUAAUGAUAGUGGUCAAAACCAAUCUGACUGUAAUACACACAUAUAAUGCAAAUAAAAACAAUGUGUUUAUUAACUUAA
Molecule: messenger RNA, 8507 nt
Organism: Macrosteles quadrilineatus (aster leafhopper)
Lineage: Eukaryota; Metazoa; Arthropoda; Insecta; Hemiptera; Cicadellidae
Exons: 42
Coding region: 18-8432 (2804 amino acids)
Source: RefSeq, a predicted model, not a curated record